AUGCCCAGAGCUAAACAGGCGCAGACCACCCGCCGCGCGGCCAACCGUCCCGUAUCGGGCCGUAGUGUCGCCCGCAAGAGCACGGGUGGCGUACCCUGGAGUCAACGCCCGGGCCGUACGCCAGUGGCCGCGCGACCGCCGCCAUCGCCCACACCGUCGGACGACGACUCGAUGGCCAACAGUCAGAGCACCAGCAGUGGUGGCGGAGCCGGUGGUCGGCGAUCGGUGUCACAGCAAGACAUGCAACGCAUACUCGAGACCAAGAGAGGCAACGGGUCGGGCUAUGGGCACAAGUCGACGGGCGGCGCCCACCAAAUGGCGCCCAAACGCCGCCCCUAUCGCCACCGUCCGGGCACUAUCGCCCUGAAGGAGAUCCGCCGCUAUCAGCGCACGACUGAGCUAUUGGUGCCGCGCCUCCCGUUUCAACGCCUGGUCCGCGAGAUUGCGGCCGAUUUGAAGGACGACCUGAAGUUCCAGUCGGCGGCGCUGUCCUGUCUGCAGGAGGCGGCCGAAGCAUACCUCGUGGGCCUGUUUGAGGACACAAACCUGUGCGCCAUUCACGCCCGACGCGUGACGAUUAUGCCCAGGGAUAUACAGCUGUCCCGACGUAUAAGGGGUGAGCGUACGUAA
Medioppia subpectinata is the source of this 630-nucleotide messenger RNA. NCBI's taxonomy places the organism in Eukaryota, Metazoa, Arthropoda, Arachnida, Sarcoptiformes, Oppiidae. The record is from the annotation of a GenBank genome assembly.